AGAUUCACAACCCGUGGCUUUGGGCUUUUCAAUGUUUAUUAUUCAUUUAGUUCUUCCUUCGUGCUUCCAUGGUGGGCAGGAACAGACGUGUCCCCCUGCGCGGCAAUGGGGGGCAGCUGGGGGGCUCCUCUCUGCUUGCCUCUCCUCUUCCAGCCGCACGCACAGGCAGCGAUGGGACCAAACUGGGGCACGCUCCUGGCCCCCUCAGCAGGGAGCUCUCGGAGCUCUGCAGGGCAGGCAGCACAGCCCCAGCCGGACCCCAGCACGCUCCCACAGCCGCCUGGCACGGCCCCGCAGCCCUGCGCACACACCUGGGCACCUUUUCCACCGCCCGGCCCGGGCCUGGGCUCCGCAUCCCCUGCUGCCACCCCCCAGUGACGCACUGCCCAUGUCACAGUAGGCAGGGGGUGCCCCAUGGCACAAAGGGGCGGGGACGCCCUUGGCCCCGGAACGCUGGCCCCAACGGCCACACAGGCCUGCGAUGGCUGCCCGUGCUGACGGGGAGGCUGCUCGGCUGCCUGCUCCUGCUGCUCCAGCCUCCGCUCUGGACACAAACUCAACCAGAGCAACUCAGCUCCUCUCUCCUCAGGCCCUCACCUCAAACGGCUCUCAGCACCCUACAGGACACCGACCGAACUAAACCACCGCACGCUCCUGGCCGCUCCUUUCCGGCACUGGGCCGCACAACUGUCCAUGCUCUCCAGGACAGGUAAGAUCGCCCCAACCCACACCCUACCACGCUCUCACAGCAAGCAGCCAGGUGACACGCUCGGGCCAGGACGGCAGUGACCGCUCCAUCAGGACGACGGGACACGGACAGCCUCGGUGAGACGCUAGAGACUCUUGGGCACAGAGGCAGGGGCUGCCCGUGGUCAUGGGCGGAUGCUGCUCCGUUUGGUGCUUCUCUUUCAGCCAGAAUCACACAGCGAUGGAACCAGACCACGGCACACUCCUGGCCUCACUGCCCUCGACCACUCAGCUGGAAGGAAGAGCUGCCAACGCUCUCCAGGACAGGUAAGAUCGCCCCAACCCACACCCUACCACGCUCUCACAGCAAGCAGCCAGGUGACACGAUCGGGCCAGGACGGCAGUGACCGCUCCAUCAGGACGACGGGACACGGACAGCCUCGCCAGAAUCACACAGCGAUGGGACCAGACCACGGCACAAUCCUGGCCUCUCUCCCCUUCAGAACUCAGCUGGAAAACCUGCCAACACUCUCCAGGACAGGUAAGAUCGCCCCAACCCACACCCACCACGCUCUCACAGCAAGCAGCCAGGUGACACGCUCGGACCAGGACGGCAGUGACCGCUCCAUCAGGACGACGGGACACGGACAGCCUCGCCAGAAUCACACAGCGAUGGGACCAGACCACGGCACAAUCCUGGCCUCUCUCCCCUUCAGAACUCAGCUGGAAAACCUGCCAACACUCUCCAGGACAGUGACCGCUCCAUCAGGACGACGGGACACGGACAGCCUCGGUGAGACGCUAGAGACUCUUGGGCACAGAGGCAGGGGCUGCCCGUGGCCAUGGGCGGAUGCUGCUCCGUUUGGUGCUUCUUCUCUUUCAGCCAGAAUCACACAGCGAUGGGACCAGACCACGGCACACUCCUGGCCUCACUGCCCUCGACCACUCAGCUGGAAGGAAGAGCUGCCAACGCUCUCCAGGACAGGUAAGAUCGCCCCAACCCACACCCACCACGGUCCACAGCAAGCAGCCAGCUGACACGAUCGGGCCAGGACGGCAGUGACCGCUCCAUCAGGACGACGGGAACACGGACGGAUGUGGUGAGACGCUCGAGACCCUCGCGCACAGAGGCAGGGCCUGCCCGUGGUCACAGGGGGAUGCUGCUCCGUUUGUUCCUUCUCUUAUUAAAGCCAGACACACACAGCGAUGGGACCAGACCAUGGCACACUCCUGGCCGCUCUCCCCUUGAGAACUCAGCGUGAAAGGAUGCCAACACUCUACACGACAGAUAAGCCACCCCCAACCCACACCCCACCACGGUCUCACAGCAUGCCAGAAGAUGACAUGGUUGGGCUAUGAGGGGCAUCUCCUGGCCGUCAGGGAGACGUGAGAUGGACGGCCUUGGAGUGAGGCUGGGAGAGCCUCACUCAGGGUGCAGGCGCUGACCCUGGCAACGGGCUGGGGCUGCUCUUUUUGGUCAUUUUCCUUUCUCACCCCAUCACAGAGCCCCGAGCACACCAACGUCUGCCACUGUCCUUUCCCUCCUCUGCCCUCUCCCUCCGCGGCCACUGACCUGAAGGCUGGUGCAGCUUUCUACAACCACAGCCACCGGAGGAGCAGGAAGCACACAAGGACCCCGUCCCUACCCGGCCAUGGUCCUACAAGCACACCAGCGGGGACCGCGGCUAUGGACAAAGAGAGCUCGGCACGCCCCCGCGCCACCCCACCCCACCCCACUCCUCUCUCAAACCUUGCUCAAAUAAAGGUUCUGAUUCAC
Molecule: messenger RNA, 2464 nt
Organism: Cygnus olor (mute swan)
Lineage: Eukaryota; Metazoa; Chordata; Aves; Anseriformes; Anatidae
Exons: 5
Coding region: 883-1725 (280 amino acids)
Source: RefSeq, a predicted model, not a curated record